AUGGCGUGCAUCCCCGCACGUGUUAUUGAUGGACGCAACAUAAACAAACAGGAGAUGUUUGUAUCCGCAUGGAACGACAAAUAUCUUCAUUUUGGAAACCAAACAACUAAUAGAGUCGAGAGCCAGCAUGCCAAGUUGAAACGAUACUUGGAGUCAUCACUGUCAGAUUUGGUGACAUCACUGUCGUUUAUUCAUCAAGUCAUCCAAUCACAGGACAUAGCUAUCAAAGCAAGAAUUGAGCGAUCUAAGAAUGCCGGAGAAGUUUCAUACAUAUGCGGAUGUCAACUUCGUACGAGCUAUGGAUUGCCAUGUGCGCAUGAGCAAGCAAUAUAUUUGAAUGAUGGUCUUCCCUUACCAAUUGAUUCCAUAAAUAAUUUUUGGAGGAAACUUGACUUAUCACCGUGUGUGUCUCUUCAAGACGAUGACAUCGAUCUGCAAGUGUUCACGGAACAGUUUAAGCAGCAACCAAGGCAUGAUAAAUUCAGUCUUUUAAAGAAGUUGAGGGAGAUAAUCACACCAUCAACAACUUUAAUUCGUGAACCUGUUGUUAAGACGAACACUUGUGGAUGCCCCUCCUUGAAGAAAAAAUUUGCAUCAAAUACUCGUGCUAAUCCGUCUGCAUUAGUGUUCGUUGAGUCUGAUUCCCCUCAUUCUCGGAAACCAAGCAGACACAGUUAUUUGUUUGGAGGCCCUGACUCGAAGAGCGGGGAAGACAUAUUCACUCAUGCUAAUACGACUACAUUUGAGUUUGUUGAGUCAGAUAUUUUUCAGUUUCAAGAACCAGCGAGACACAGUUGCUCCUCUACUUACAACGAUUCUGUACACGUCUAUGUUCGUCAGUUUCCACCUAUACUUCUUCCUUACAUUAUGUAUGUACAAGACGUAAAACUUGAUGGAAAUUGUGGCUUUCGGGCGAUAGCUGUCUGUCUUGGUCUUCAUGAAUAUGCAUGGGCAACUAUCCGAUAUAACUUAAUAGAAGAGUUGCACAUAUUCAGGACACAAUAUGUUGCAAUAUUUGUCAGUGAUGACCAGUGUACUCAUGUUUACAACUCACUAAACUUCUUUGCAUUAGAUGGAGAAGCAUCGAUUGAGCAUUGGAUGACUAUGCUAGAUAUGGGUCUCUUGAUUGCUUUAAAGUUGUCACUUGAUUGCUUUAAAGUUCAAUGUGAUAUUACACGUUUUAAGUGCUGCACAGAGCUUCACGUAUUUUUCACUUCGAUCUACUCCACCACCGUCGUAUCAACAUGUUGCUAUCGCUAUCGGGAACUGGCAAUGAUCGUCAUGAGAAAAACAGGAAUAUGUGUCCUCCAGGCCAGACCAUCAGGGAUCUACUACUACUAUUUAGCCAAACCAACUUAUUGGAAGGAUCCAUGA
Molecule: messenger RNA, 1374 nt
Organism: Tripterygium wilfordii
Lineage: Eukaryota; Viridiplantae; Streptophyta; Magnoliopsida; Celastrales; Celastraceae
Exons: 4
Coding region: 1-1374 (457 amino acids)
Molecular function (GO): zinc ion binding
Source: RefSeq, a predicted model, not a curated record